AUGAGGAGUAACCCACUCGGCAGCAGGGCAGGACAGCACCGAGCUGCCUGGAGGGCGGUGUAUCGGCCACGGCGGGCCUGCUCCAGGCCCGGACAGCCCCACCACGGAGCGUCGGCAACCACCAAACAAACGAGGGACAGCGAUACAGCUCCUGUGCCCUGCGGUCCCCGCUCCGCCGCUGGGAGAGGGAGUUGGUGCUGUCGCGGCGGGAGGCGGGGCCCCCAGGCCGGAACGGCGGGGGGAGCCGGGAGGGGGCGGCACCGCUCCAAGAUGGCGGAGUACGUGCAGCUGCUGAAGAGGGCGAUGAAGCACCUCGGCGGCCACGGCGGCGUCCGCGGUGCCAUGUGGCAGCUGCUGAGGGUCAAUGAUUUGAAGACUGGUACACUGGUAGGAACUGACAAAUACGGAAACAAAUACUAUGAAGACAGAAGAAACUUCUUUGGUCGCCACAGAUGGGUCAUCUAUACUGAUGAAAUGAAUGGCAAAAAUACAUUUUGGGAAGUUGAUGGAAGCAUGGUGCCACCCGAAUGGCAUCGCUGGCUUCACUCAAUGACGGAUGACCCUCCAACUACUCAUCCACCAGUUGCUCGGAAAUUUAUCUGGGAGAACCAUAAAUUCAAUCUGAGUGGCACUUCCGGACAGUAUGUACCUUACUCCACUACUCGCAAGAAGAUACAAGAGUGGGUCCCACCUACAAUGGCUAGCAAAUAACAGCAAAAAAACGUGACUUGCCUCAGCUUUGGCUUUCAGCAUAAAUUGUAUUUUCACUGGUUUUAUUCAGAAUAAAAACCUUCUACAACA
Molecule: messenger RNA, 801 nt
Organism: Neopsephotus bourkii (Bourke's parrot)
Lineage: Eukaryota; Metazoa; Chordata; Aves; Psittaciformes; Psittacidae
Gene: NDUFA12
Product: NADH:ubiquinone oxidoreductase subunit A12
Biological process (GO): response to oxidative stress; mitochondrial respiratory chain complex I assembly
Cellular component (GO): membrane
Source: RefSeq, a predicted model, not a curated record